ACUCUUACAAGUCAGCCUUGUUUAUUUUGUUGAAAUAGGUCAGCCAAAAGUGGCGUCUACUACAUAAAGACUAAACCAACAGUCACUAAAGUCUACUGCUACAUGGAGGAUGUCCCAGGGUGUGGUGGUGGUAUGGAUGGACAACCAUUAUGAAAACUAACGGAAAGAAGAAAACCUUUUUGUACAAAUCUGCUUUUUGGGCGAAUAAAAUUCCAUAUCGCGUGACCAAUGGCCAAUCAGGCGCCGAUGAUAAAGAGACAAAACUCCCUACCUACUGGACCCUGCCUUUUAAAAGUCUAUGUCUUGGAAUGAAGACCGCUGGCCAGAAGAACCCGAGAUGGAUUCGAUUGAACUACAAGGCAAGUUCGCUGUACUCUGUGAUCGCAGACGGUAAAUACCGCAAGGUCACCAUUGGUCGCAAUGUGUGGAAGUCACUGAUCGCGGGCUCGUCAUUGCAGAAGAACUGCAACAAAGAAGGCUUCAAUGUUGUUCCUGGCGAAGUCAACCACGAAAGAGUUAGAAUUGGAAUAUCAUCGAAUAAUGAAAACGCGUGUUACAACAACGAUUCGCGUAUCGGAUUCGGGGGGGAUGGUAUAAAAUGCGGUCGUGGUAGACUAUCUACCGGUAACUGCGCACGCGUUGGAGGUGACAACGGAGACAACACUACUCCAGCUCAUGGUUAUAUCUUAGCUAUGUAAUUCCUCUUGAAAAUACA
This is a messenger RNA of Exaiptasia diaphana, 715 nucleotides long. RefSeq lists its product as uncharacterized. NCBI's taxonomy places the organism in Eukaryota, Metazoa, Cnidaria, Anthozoa, Actiniaria, Aiptasiidae. The transcript is spliced from 3 exons. The record is from RefSeq and is a predicted model, not a curated record. Bases 150 to 698 code for a protein of 182 amino acids.